AUGGACUCCAUGUUUAUACAAAUCUUGGCUUUAGUCAUCCUAUGCUAUUUGUGUUAUGGUUCAUCUCUAAAUGGAAGUUUCGUGUUCGAUGAUACCGUGGCCAUAAAGCAGAACAAAGCCAUUGCAAAAACACCAACCAAUUAUACAGCUAUAUUCAUCAGUGAUUUCUGGGGUGCCCCGAUAACCAGUGAAGAUUCUCACAAAUCAUAUAGGCCACUGACAUCGCUGCUAUUUCACUGGGAAUGGAUAAAGUGGCAAAUGCAACCCAAACAUAUGAAAGCCAUUAACUUGGUGAUCCACAUUUUUAAUAGUGUUUUAAUUCUAUUGGUUCUUCGUGAGUUUAAAUUUCAAGAAUCUCCUUUAAACUCCAAGUCAGUUGAAAGGGUCGCUUUUAUUGCUGCAAUUCUUUUUUCUAUACAUCCCAUACAUACGGAGGCUGUAUCUGGUAUCGUUUCAAGAGCAGAUUUAAUGUUUUGCUUGCUGUAUCUUAUAUGUUUGUAUAUUUGUUGUUGGAGCAGGAGAUUAUGGCGGGAAAAUAAUUUAUGGUUUCAAUUACUAGUUUCAUGUCUAACCUUUGUUGGUGUUUUAUUUAAAGAAUCUGCAAUAACAAUACCAUUGGCCUGUGUAUUUCUUUCGUAUGUCCUGAAAGGCUACCACACCUUGGACUGGAAGCAACAAAUAAAAUCAAUAUUUUCGUUGGAAAAUAUAUUUUUUGCUUUUACGACUUUGAUAAUAGCAGUAUUUCGCCUUUGGAUAGCUGGUUUUACAAGUCCAACAUUCCGUAAUGCCGAUAAUCCGGUGGCCCAUGCAGACAGCCUGAAAACUAGAAUAUUUUCUCAAAAUUAUUUAUAUUUUUAUAAUCUAAAAAUACUCGUUGAUCCAUCCGAAUUGUGUUUUGAUUGGUCCUUUGGUUGUAUUCGGUUGAUUGAGAACAUCAAAGAUGUUCGCUUGAUUUUGAUAUUGGGUCUAUAUGUUUUAUUUCUGAUCGUGCUAUUAAAUUAUAAAGAAAACUGUCCAACCUUUGUGGCCUGUGGUCUUAUGAUUAUACCCUUUUUACCAGCAUCGGGAAUUAUUAAGGUGGGAUUCGUUAUUGCUGAACGGGUAUUAUAUGUUCCAUCAAUAGGAUUUUGUUAUUUAGUGGCCUAUGGUUUGGUUUGCCUCUAUGAUUGUGAGCAUUUUCAUAAACAUUUACAUGUGGGUUUUGGUAUUGUAAUAGUGAUUUUCAUAAUGCGCUGUAGGCAACGCUCCGCCGAAUGGUUAACCGAGGAGAAACUAUUUUCCUCAGCCUUGGAUGUGUGUCCCAAUAAUGCAAAGGUACACUACAACAUUGCCCGCCUUGCAACAGAUAUGCACAAUUACCCCAAAGCAUUUGAACACUAUCACAAAGCCAUUGAACUAUCACCCGACUAUGAUGCUGCCCUUAUGAAUUUGGGUAAUUUAUAUCGUGAUCAGGGUGACCUAACAAAAGCAGAAAAAUAUCUACUGUCUGCAUUGGAAAUAACACCCAUCUUUGCCACAGCAUGGAUGAAUUUGGGUAUUGUCCAGGCGGCCAAAAAGAAAUUCCCCGACGCCUUACAAAGUUAUCAGAAUGCUUUAGCACAUCGUAAAAAUUAUGCCAAUUGUUAUUAUAAUAUGGGUAAUCUCUUCUUAGAGCAACAACUGAAUACAAAAGCCCUACAGCACUGGGAAAUGGCAGUGGCAUUAAAGCCCACACUACGUCAGGCAUGGACAAACAUAUUAACCAUGUUGGAUACACAAGGAAAAUAUGAUAAAGCAUUAAAGGUAUCCGAUAAGGCAUUAAAGUAUCUUCCCAAUGAAUCGUCGAUAAUAUUUUUACGUGCCAAUAUUUAUGGAAAACUUGGUCGUUAUGCGGAAGCUGAGCAGCUAUAUAAACAGGUUGUGAUAAAAGAGCCACUUAAUUAUUUAUAUCAUACAAAUUUAGCUGUAUUAUAUCAUCGUUGGAAUCGUAUAAACGAUGCUAUAGAUUCAUAUAAAAGAGCAUUAGAUGCGGAUCCGAAGCGAGCAACAACGAAAAUGGUUUAG
Messenger RNA from Musca vetustissima, 2043 nucleotides. RefSeq names its product protein O-mannosyl-transferase TMTC4 (gene Tmtc4). The record is from RefSeq and is a predicted model, not a curated record. Gene Ontology annotation, molecular function: mannosyltransferase activity; protein binding. The coding region runs from base 1 to 2043 and encodes 680 amino acids. The transcript is spliced from 3 exons. Gene Ontology annotation, biological process: protein O-linked glycosylation via mannose; endoplasmic reticulum unfolded protein response. Lineage: Eukaryota; Metazoa; Arthropoda; Insecta; Diptera; Muscidae. Gene Ontology annotation, cellular component: endoplasmic reticulum.